Molecule: messenger RNA, 6357 nt
Organism: Marmota flaviventris (yellow-bellied marmot)
Lineage: Eukaryota; Metazoa; Chordata; Mammalia; Rodentia; Sciuridae
Gene: Myo7b
Product: myosin VIIB
Cellular component (GO): myosin complex; cytoskeleton
Molecular function (GO): cytoskeletal motor activity; protein binding; ATP binding
Source: RefSeq, a predicted model, not a curated record
AUGUCGGUGUUCAGGCUGGGUGACCAUGUGUGGCUGGAGCCUGCCUCUACCAACAAGGCUGAAGUGGCUAUCGGGGGCAUCAUCAAAGAAACCAAGCCAGGCAAGGUCUUGGUCGAGGAUGACGAGGGCAAGGAACACUGGAUUCAAGCAGAGGACUUUGGUGUUCUUAGCCCCAUGCACCCCAACUCUGUUGAGGGUGUAGACGACAUGAUCCGCCUGGGGGACCUGAACGAGGCAGGCAUGGUGCACAACCUCCUGAUCCGCUAUCAGCAGCACAAGAUCUAUACAUACACAGGCUCCAUCCUGGUGGCCGUGAACCCCUUCCAGAUGCUGCCCCUGUACACCCUGGAGCAGGUGCAACUCUACUAUGGCCGCCACGUGGGGGAGCUGCCCCCGCAUGUCUUCGCCAUUGCCAACAGCUGCUACUUCAGCAUGAAGAAGAACAAGAAGGACCAGUGCUGUGUCAUCAGUGGUGAGUCUGGGGCUGGAAAGACGGAGACCACCAAGCUCAUCUUGCAGUUCCUGGCCACUGUCAGUGGCCAGCAUUCCUGGAUUGAGCAGCAGGUCCUGGAGGCUAAUCCCAUCCUGGAAGCCUUUGGAAACGCCAAGACCAUCCGCAACGACAACUCCAGCCGCUUCGGGAAGUACAUAGACAUCUACUUCAACGCCAGCGGGGUGAUCGAGGGUGCACGCAUUGAGCAGUUCCUCCUGGAGAAGUCCCGAGUCUGCCGGCAGGCUGCAGAGGAGCGGAACUACCACAUCUUCUACUGCAUGCUCAUGGGGAUGAGUGCGGAGGAGAAGCAGCUGCUGGGCCUGGGGAUGCCCUCUGAGUACCACUACCUGACCAUGGGAAAUUGCACCUCCUAUGAGGGGCUCAAUGAUGCCAAGGACUAUGCCCACGUUCGCUCAGCCAUGAAGAUCCUUCUCUUCUCCGACUCUGAGAACUGGGACAUCAGCAAACUGUUGGCAGCCAUUCUCCACUUGGGGAAUGUGGAGUUUAUGGCUGCAGUCUUCGAGAACCUGGACUCCUCUGAUGUAAUGGAGACACCCACCUUUCCCAUCAUGAUGAACUUGCUGGAGGUGCAGUACCAGGCGCUCCGAGACUGUCUGAUCAAGCACACCAUUCUUAUCCGUGGGGAAUAUGUCACCAGGCCCCUGAACAUCACCCAGGCUGCAGACCGGAGGGAUGCCUUUGUCAAGGGCAUCUAUGGACACCUCUUCCUGUGGAUUGUCAAGAAGAUCAACGCUGCAAUCUUCCCGCCACCUGCCCAGGACCCCAAAAAUGUGCGGAGGGCUAUCGGCCUCCUGGACAUAUUUGGCUUUGAAAAUUUCCAGAACAAUAGUUUUGAGCAACUCUGCAUCAACUUCGCCAAUGAGCACCUGCAGCAGUUCUUUGUGCAGCACGUUUUCACCAUGGAGCAGGAGGAGUACCGCUCAGAGAACAUCUCCUGGGACUACAUCCACUAUACCGACAACCGGCCCACCCUGGACCUGCUGGCCCUCAAGCCCAUGAGCGUCAUCUCCCUCCUAGAUGAAGAGAGCCGCCUCCCACAGGGUACAGAUAUCACCAUGCUGCAAAAACUGAACAGUGUCCACGCCAACAACAAAGCCUUCCUGAAACCCAGGAAUAUCCACGAUGCCCGAUUUGGCAUUGCUCACUUUGCUGGCGAGGUUUACUACCAGGCCGAAGGCUUCCUGGAGAAGAACCGAGAUAUGCUGAGUGCAGAUAUCCUUACCCUGGUUUACUCCUCCAAAAACAAGUUCCUGAGAGAGAUAUUCGAUCUGGAGUCUGCAGAAAUCAAGCUGGGCCACGGCACCAUCCGUCAGGCAAAGACUAGGAAUCAGUUCUUCAAGGGUACAGACUCCACCAAGCGGCCCUCCACCUUGGCAUCUCAGUUCAAACAGUCCCUGGAUCAGCUGAUGAAAAUACUGACCAACUGCCAGCCCUACUUCAUCCGCUGCAUCAAACCCAACGAGUACAAGAAGCCGCUGCUCUUCGACCGGGAGCUGUGUAUCCAGCAGCUGCGCUACUCCGGCAUGAUGGAGACCGUGCACAUCCGCAAGUCUGGCUUCCCCAUCCGCUAUACGUUUGAGGAAUUUUCGAAGAGAUUCCGAGUGCUGCUGCCCAGCGCUGAGCGCAAGCCACUUCAAGACAAGUUUCGCCAGAUGACCUUGUGCAUCACCGAGGUGUGUCUGGGGAUAGAUAAAGAAUGGAGAGUGGGAAGGACCAAAAUUUUCCUGAAGGAUCACCAGGACACCCUGCUGGAGAUACAGAGGAGCCAGGCGCUGGAUGAAGCAGCGAUCAGAAUCCAGAGAGUCAUGCGAGGCUACAAAUACAGGAAGGAGUUCCUGCAGCAGAGGCGGGCAGCUGUGACCCUCCAGGCAGAGUGGCGAGGCUACUGCAGCAGGAAGAAUUUCAAGCUGAUCCUGGUGGGCUUUGAGCGCCUGCAGGCCAUUGCCCGAAGCCACCAGCUGAUGAGGCAGUUCCAGGCCACGCGGCAGAGGAUGGUGCAGCUGCAGGCCCGCUGCAGGGGCUACCUGGUGCGCCAGCAAAUUCAGGCCAAGAGGAGAGCUAUAGUGACCAUUCAGGCACAUGCCAGGGGCAUGGCUGCCCGGCGGAGCUUCCAGAGGCGGAAAGCCAAGGGACCUCUGGUCAUCCCGGUCAAAGAGCAGAAGAAUGAAAAUCAAAAUGUUCUCCCUUCCAAGAAGCGCAAGUCCAUCUAUGAUACUGUCACUGACACAGAAAUGGUGGAGAAGGUGUUUGGCUUCCUUCCAUCCAUGAUUGGGGGCCAGGAAGGCCAGGCCCCAACUGGUUUUGAGGAUCUGGAAGUGAAGACCCAGAAUAAACUACCCGAGAUUGACCUGGAUACAGUCCCCAUGUUGAAAGAGCCAGAGGAGGAUGUGGAUGGCCUGGCUGAGUACACCUUUCCCAAGUUUGCUGUGACGUACUUCCAGAAAUCAGCCACCCACACACAUAUCCAGGGGCCCCUACGAUACCCACUACUCUACCACGAGGAUGACACAGACUACUCGGCUGCCCUGGCCGUGUGGAACAUCAUACUGAGGUUCAUGGGUGACCUUCCAGAGCCAGUGCUGUAUGCCAAGAACAGUCUGAGUGGCAGCCCAGUAAUGCAGCAGAUCCACAACACACUGGACAAGGAGAACGGACCCAGGGGACCACAGCAUGGAUCUGCACAGGUGGCCAGCCAGUUGAAUAUCGGAGAGGAGCCAUUUGACCUUGAUGGCCCCAUCUCAGAACGACCCAUGUCCAACCUGGAGAAGGUGCACUUCAUUGUGGGCUACGCCAUUCUGCGACCUAGCCUCAGGGAUGAGAUUUACUGCCAGAUCUGCAAACAGCUCUCGGGAAACUCCAGGAAGAGCAGCACGGCCCGGGGCUGGAUCCUGCUCAGCCUCUGUCUGGGCUGCUUCCCACCCUCAGAGAGGUUCAUGAAGUAUCUGCUGAACUUCAUUGGUCAAGGGCCAGCAGGCUAUGGACCCUUCUGUGCUGAGCGCCUGCGGCGUACCUAUGCCAAUGGGGUGCGGGCAGAACCUCCCACGUGGCUGGAGCUUCAGGCUGUCAAGUCCAAGAAGCACAUCCCCAUCCAAGUCAUCUUGGUGACUGGGGAGAGCCUGGCCGUCAUGGUGGAUUCAGCCUCCACAUCACAAGAAAUCUGCCAGCACAUUGCCCAAAAGAAGGGCCUCAGAGACCACCUGGGCUUCUCCCUGCAGGUCGCUGUGUAUGACAAGUUCUGGUCCCUGGGCAGCGGGCGUGACCACGUGAUGGACGCUGUGGCCCAGUGUGAGCAACUGGCCCAGGAGAAGGGCGCGAGCCAGCGCCAGUCACCCUGGCGCAUCUACUUCCGGAAGGAAUUCUUCACCCCCUGGCACGACUCCCAGGAGGACCCUGUCAGCACCGAGCUCAUUUACCGGCAAGUCCUCCACGGAGUCUGGUCUGGCGAGUACAGCUUUGAGAAGGAAGAAGAGCUGGUGGAGCUGCUGGCCCGGCACUGCUACGUGCAGCUUGGUGCUUCCCUGAGAGGUAGAGCUGUCCAGGAGCUGCUGCCCGGCUGUGUCCCCCCCAAGCUGUACAAGACCAAGCCCCCAGAGAAGUGGGCUAGCCUUGUCACUGAUGCCCAUACCAAGGCCCCGUACACCCAGACCCGAGCCACGACGUUGGCUGUGCAGGAGCAGGUGGUGGACACUGCCCUCCUGCAGUGGCCACUCCUCUUCUCCCGGCUCUUUGAAGUCACCACGCUGUCUGGUCCCCGCCUCCCCAAGACACAGCUGAUCUUGGCUGUUAACUGGAAGGGGCUGUACUUCCUGGAUCAGCGGGAGAGGACGCUCCUGGAACUCUCCUUCCCAGAGAUCAUGGGCCUGGUCACCAACAGGGAGGCCAAGGGAGGGCAGAGACUGCUGCUCUCCACACUGCACGAAGAGUACGAGUUCGUGUCCCCCAGCUGUGUGGCCAUCGCCGAGCUGGUGGCCCUGUUUCUGGAGGGCCUGAAGGAGAGGUCCGUGUUCGCCAUGGCCCUGCAGGACAGGAAGGCCACAGAUGAUGUCACCCUCCUGCCCUUCAAAAAGGGGGAUUUGAUAAUCCUGACCAAGAAGCAGGCCCUGCUCGCCUCUGAGAGCUGGACCCUGGGCCAGAACGACAGGACUGGCAAGACGGGGCUGGUGCCCACCGCCUGCCUCUACACCAUCCCAACGCUUAACAAGCCCUCGUCCCAGCUGCUGAGCUUGCUGGCCAUGUCACCAGAGAAGCGGAAGCUGGCGGCCCAGGAAAAGCAGCCCUCAGAGCCCCUGCCGGAGGAGCAGCCCAAGGAGAAGCUGCACACCCUAGAGGAGUUCUCCUACGAGUUCUUCAGGGCCCCAGAGAAGGAAACGGUCAGCAGAGCCAUGAUGCCCCUAACCCGCGCCCGGGGCCACCUGUGGGCCUUUUCCCCGGAGCCACUACGGCAGCCCCUGCUCAAGCGCGUCCAUGACAGAGCUGACCUGCGGGACGCCGCCUGCCAGAUCUUCCAUGCCAUCCUCAAGUACAUGGGGGACUACCCCUCCCGGCAGGCCUGGCCCACCCUGGAGCUCACAGAUCAGAUCUUCUCACUGCCCCUGCAGGACUCAGCCCUGCAGGACGAAGUCUACUGCCAGAUCCUGAAGCAGCUGACCCAGAACUCCAACAGGUACAGCGAGGAGCGCGGCUGGCAGCUCUUGUGGCUCUGCACGGGCCUCUUCCCACCUGGCAAGGCCCUGCUGCCCCAUGCCCAGAAGUUCCUAGACACUCGGAGGAAGAAGCUGCUGGCCCCUGACUGCAGCCGCCGCAUCCAAAAGGUCCUGAGGACAGGACCUCGGAAGCAGCCCCCGCAUCAGGUGGAGGUGGAGGCCGCAGAGCAGAAUGUCUCCCGAAUAUGCCACAAGAUCUACUUCCCCAAUGACACCAACGAGAUGCUGGAAGUGGGCGCCAACACUCGGGUGCGAGACGUGUGUGAGAGCAUCGCCACCAGGUUACAGCUGGCCUCCUGGGAAGGCUGCAGCCUCUUCAUCAAGAUCUCAGACAAGGUCAUCAGCCAGAAAGAAGGAGACUUCUUUUUCGACUCCUUGAGGCAUAUGUCUGACUGGGUAAAGAAGAACAAGCCCCAGAAAGAAGGGGCCCCCGUGACACUCCCUUACCAGGUGUACUUCAUGCGGAAAUUGUGGAUCAACGUGGCCCCAGGGAAGGACGUGAAUGCAGACACCAUACUCCACUACCAUCAGGAGCUACCCAAGUACCUGCGUGGGUUCCACAAGUGUUCCCGGGAAGACGCUGUCCACCUGGCGGGCCUCAUCUACAAGGCCCAGUUUGAUAAUGACCGGUCCCAGCUGGCUAGUAUACCCAAGAUCCUGAGGGAACUGGUGCCCGAGAAUCUCACUCGCCUGAUGUCCUCCGAGGAGUGGAAAAAGAGCCUCCUCGUGGAAUGUGAUAAGCACAAAGACAAGACCGUGCAGGAGGCCAAGGUGGCCUUCCUCAAGUGGAUCUGCCGGUGGCCCACCUUUGGGUCAGCCUUCUUUGAGGUGAAGCAAACCUCAGAGCCGUCCUAUCCAGACAUUGUCCUCAUCGCCAUCAACCGUCACGGGGUCCUGCUCAUCCACCCCAAGACCAAGGACCUGCUCACCACCUACCCCUUCACUAAGAUCUCCAGCUGGAGCAGUGGUAGCACCUACUUCCACAUGGCACUGGGGAGCCUGGGCCGGGGGACGCGCUUGCUGUGUGAGACCUCUCUGGGCUACAAGAUGGACGACCUGCUGACAUCCUAUGUGCAACAGCUCCUGAGCGCUGUGAACAAACAAAGAGGCCCCCGGGCCCCAUCACUGGCCAGCACUUAA